GCCCCGCCCACUUCCGCGGGCACCCAACCCUGCGUUGCUUGCGUGCUGACGUCAGGCGCGUGCCCCUGUCCGGCAGCCGAGGAGACCCCGCGCAGUGCUGCCAACGCCCCGGCGGAGAAGCUGAGGUCAUCAUCAAAUUUGAAAUAUUUAAAGUGGAUACAAAACUGUUUCAGCAAUGCAGACAAUUAAGUGUGUUGUUGUGGGCGAUGGUGCCGUUGGUAAAACAUGUCUCCUGAUAUCCUACACAACAAACAAAUUUCCAUCUGAGUAUGUACCGACUGUUUUUGACAACUAUGCAGUCACAGUUAUGAUUGGUGGAGAGCCAUAUACUCUUGGACUUUUUGAUACUGCAGGGCAAGAAGAUUAUGACAGAUUACGACCGCUGAGUUAUCCACAAACAGAUGUAUUUCUAGUCUGUUUUUCAGUGGUCUCUCCAUCCUCAUUUGAAAAUGUGAAGGAAAAGUGGGUGCCUGAGAUAACUCACCAUUGUCCAAAGACUCCUUUCUUGCUUGUUGGGACCCAAAUUGAUCUCCGAGAUGACCCCUCUACGAUUGAGAAACUUGCCAAGAACAAACAGAAGCCUAUCACUCCAGAGACUGCUGAAAAGCUGGCCCGUGACCUGAAGGCGGUCAAGUAUGUGGAGUGUUCUGCACUCACACAGAAAGGCCUAAAGAAUGUAUUUGACGAAGCAAUAUUGGCUGCCCUGGAGCCUCCAGAACCGAAGAAGAGCCGCAGGUGUGUGCUGCUAUGAACAUCUCUCCAGAGCCCUUUCUGCACAGCUGGUGUCAGCAUCGUACUAAAAGCAAUGUUAAAAUCAAACUAAAGAUUAAAGAUUAAAAUUCGUUUUUGCAAUAAUGACAAAUGCCCUGCACCUACCCACAUGCACUCGUGUGAGACAAGGCCCGUAGGUAUGGUCCCCUUCCCCCUCUCAGUACUAGUUAAUUUGAGUAAUUGUGUAUUGUCAGAAAAGUGAUUAGUACUAGUUUUUGUUUUGUCGUUUAAAAAAAAUUUUUUUUUGUCUUUUUUUUUUUUGUUGUUUUUGGUUUUUUUUUUUUUUUUU
Messenger RNA from Ailuropoda melanoleuca (giant panda), 1060 nucleotides. RefSeq names its product cell division cycle 42 (gene CDC42). Gene Ontology annotation, biological process: small GTPase-mediated signal transduction. The coding region runs from base 176 to 751 and encodes 191 amino acids. The transcript has 6 exons. Gene Ontology annotation, molecular function: GTPase activity; GTP binding. NCBI's taxonomy places the organism in Eukaryota, Metazoa, Chordata, Mammalia, Carnivora, Ursidae. The record is from RefSeq and is a predicted model, not a curated record.